Molecule: messenger RNA, 873 nt
Organism: Manis pentadactyla (Chinese pangolin)
Lineage: Eukaryota; Metazoa; Chordata; Mammalia; Pholidota; Manidae
Gene: GSG1L2
Product: GSG1 like 2
Cellular component (GO): plasma membrane
Source: RefSeq, a predicted model, not a curated record
AUGGAUGGAGCCAGGCGGCAGCGGGCGCUGACCCUCUUCCCCACCUGCCUUGCCCUCGCCUUCUCCCCCGCUGUGGGCAGCCACAGGUGUGAGGGGACCCGGAGGGUGGCACAGCCGCUGUGCCAGGACCAUCUCGGGGGGCUGCACAGCAUCCAGCUCAGCAGGGAUGGUGGUGGUAGCAGGAGGGACAAUGGGAGCCAGGCUGUCCAGGACAUCCGGGAGAUGGGGGAUGACAAGCUCAUCCAGCGCAGGUUCCACGUGGCUCAGUCCUGUCAAGAGAGCCUCAGCUGUGCAGGUGAAAAGUGUAGGAGUUUUCAGAGUAUAAUACCAGCUGAAGGACGAGGUGUCUUGUGGCUGUCCAUCGGGGCUGAGAUCCUGUAUAUCCUUCUGAUGUUGUCAAGGGCCAUCCUUCUGGGCUCCGGAGUGAAUUACCAUAGCUCUGGGUUCCACUGGCUCAAGGUGGAUGCCUAUAUAGCUACCCUCACUUGCAGAAUCACUAUGAAUCUUGGACCAGAAGAUUGGAGGCCUUAGACAUGGAACUAUGGCUGGUCAUACCGCUGAGUCACUGGUUCUUUUGCUCUCUGCAUGACUGUGUCAGUCAUUGCCAUGGACAGAUACACAGCAGCCCUCCUGGAAUCCACAGAGAAGCAGAGGGUACAAAAGGGCAAUCAGCACUCUCACCACAACUUCCUGGAACCUGAGGCUUUGGAAAGUGUUUGGGGAACAGAAGCUGCUUCCAGCCCUGCUGGGCAUGCUCUCAUGAGUGUAUGUGAGCACCUGCCACCAGGUGUCAAGGUGUCCAUAUGCUAGCCAGUGUUUGUGGCUGCCAUAUCUGCACAGGCAGACAAGCCAGGCACAAAUGCCCACAAUGAA